Messenger RNA from Parasteatoda tepidariorum (common house spider), 916 nucleotides. The record is from RefSeq and is a predicted model, not a curated record. Lineage: Eukaryota; Metazoa; Arthropoda; Arachnida; Araneae; Theridiidae.
GUGCUUUUUCCAGUCAAUUGUAUUUACAACCAACAACCACUGAUCAUGCCUACUUCACUGGUGAUAACUUUUUCAUCACAUGUUUUACAAUAGAUGAAACCAUCGAUAAAUUGAAAUGGACCGAUUUUGAUGGCGUUCCCAUUGAAAAGGAAGAUGGGAGGAUUCAUGUGCAGCCUGCUGAGGGAGAUAAUCAAAAUGGACGCCGAAUAGUCUUCGCUAAUGUAGAAAAAGAUGAUGCCGGUACUUACACCUGCAGUGAUGAUUCAGAUAGCGUGUCAUUUGAACUUGUUGUCUAUCGCUCAGUUAGCUUUACUGAUACUCCAAGAGAACAACAUGCCCCGGAGGGUGAGAAUGGACUGGUACUUUGCAAUGUCAGGUCAGAUCCUAAGCCUGUAGUGAAUUGGUAUUUCAAAGGGAAGAAAAUAGUAUCAAAUGAGAAAUAUAAGGUUCAAGAAAAUCAUAGUUUGAAAAUUCUCAAUCUUAGUCGAAGUGAUGCAGGAGAAUAUAAAUGUAAAGCUUUUGUCAUCACACAGCUUGGAUCACAAGUGAAAGACUUUGACAUCACUCUCCAUGUUCAAUACAUUCCUGAAAUCAUAGGCCAACACAAAAUCACAACUUAUGCUAGCAAAGGUGCAACGAAAAAUUUGAUUUGUAACGUGACUGCGGUACCUGCUCCAAUGUUCCAGUGGCUGUUUGAUGAAAUGAUUAUCCAUAACAAUACUGAUAAUUUUGUUAUAUAUGAUACAGAUAACAGUAGUGUUUUACAGUUGGUAAUGGAUCAUACUGAUCGACAAGGACAAUACAUUUGUCGUGCUAGCAAUGCCCUAGGUGAAAAAGAAGUUAUCAUUGAUUUAGUAGAAGGAGGUUAGUACAGAAAAUUACUUAUGUAUACUGCUGAUGUAUUUGUUACAAAUUU